CUGCAGGCAUUUCGUGCUCUGGAACAGAUUGAAGCAGACCUGGAUGCAGCUCGUAUUCAGACAGCUGCCCUGGCGGCGCUUAUUGCCCCGGCUACCAAGAUGUUCCAGUUUGAUGAAGGUGCCAGUGCAUUCGAACUGAGUAGCCCGGUCCUGUUGCAGCACCUCAGAAAUCAGGUACUAUUCAUUCUUGCGUGA
Messenger RNA from Gongylonema pulchrum, 195 nucleotides. NCBI's taxonomy places the organism in Eukaryota, Metazoa, Nematoda, Chromadorea, Rhabditida, Gongylonematidae. The record is from the annotation of a GenBank genome assembly.